This is a messenger RNA of Paraglomus occultum, 786 nucleotides long. The record is from the annotation of a GenBank genome assembly. NCBI's taxonomy places the organism in Eukaryota, Fungi, Glomeromycota, Glomeromycetes, Paraglomerales, Paraglomeraceae.
AUGGAUAGCCGCUGGAAGAGAGAGGCUCUUUCUGAGGUAUUAACAGAGUUACUAUUACCGACAGCGUUCCGCAUUGUAUUCACAUUUAUUAAUGUUGAGCUGACGUAUCAUACCAGUAAGAAUGCUAUAUUGAAUGGUACUAAGGCUAUCCGCGGAGGGAUACCAUUGGUAUUUCCUCAAUUUGGCAAAGCAGAAGACAGCUCCGCUCCAACAGCUGCCCUUCCUCAACAUGGCUUUGCACGAAAUUCAAAGUGGGAAUUCUUGGAGGGGAAAGAUGAUGAUAAUGAAGUGACGGGAAUUUUUACCUUAUCUCCGUCAUCAGUACCAUCGGAAUUGUAUCAGAAGUGGCCAUUCCCGUUCAAGCUGUUGUAUACAGUCAUCCUUCGUCCACAAUCACUUUCCACUUUUAUAUCUGAUAUCUCAAAACUCAAAAUCCAUAACUUGACAAAUAAUGUUUUCACUGAUAAAGUAGCCAAUGGAGCACGUGACACGGAAACAAGAGAAGUCAUCACCGUCAACGGAGAAGUCGACAGGGUGUAUGAAGACGUUAUUACCGAAGAUGUGCUUGUCUAUUGUGGAGACGAGUCCGGAAUCAGAAUAAAGAGAGUUGGAGUAAAUGAUGUCGUUGUCUGGAAUCCCUGGUUAGCCAAAGCGGCGGCUAUGUCUGAUUUUGGAGAUGAUGAAUAUAAAGAAAUGAUUUGCGUCGAACUUGGUAAUGUAUCCAAGUACGUUCGGCUUGCACCGGGUGAGACGUGGGAAGGUGGACAGGAAUUAAGCGUCAUUUAA